GAUGGCGAGAGGGACGGUGGCCACGUACCUGCAUGGGGUCCUUCUCUUGGCUCUGUGGAAACCGUCGCUGCAAGGAGGUAUAUACAUACCAGCUGCCGGCGCUGCUGGAGGAGCGGGAGCUGGUCCAGGAACUGGAACUGGAUUUGGGCCAGGCGGGACUGGAGCAGGAUUUGGCCCCGGAGGAGCUGGAGGUGGCGGACCAGGGGGAGCCGGCCUCGGAGGCUUUGGACCAGGAGCUGGCGGAGGUGGCUUCGGUGGUCAAGGACCCGGGGGAGUUGGACCGGGAGGAGUUGGACCAGGAGGAGUUGGACCGGGAGGAGUUGGACCGGGAGGAGUUGGACCAGGAGGAGUUGGACCAGGGGGAAUUGGACCAGGGGGAGUUGGACCAGGAGGGUUCAGGCCUGGGAUUUUUGGUCCAGGCAGUGGUGGCCUGGGACUUGGAUCUGGAGCUGUUGGUGGAAAGCCUCCAAAAACCGGCGUUGGCUACGGCGGCCGCGGAGCGGGACAGGGGGUCGGGGGUACAGGAGGACUGGGGCCAGGCGGCGUUGGUCCUGGAGGAUACGGAACAGGACCUGGAGGAGUGGGAGCAGGAGGCCAAGGCGCAGGAUAUAGAGGCCCUGGAGGAGGAGGCUUUGGAACUGGAGCAAGUCUGGGAGCUGGAACAGGCCUCGUACCUGGAGGACCUGGCGGAGCAGGAACUGGACCCGGCGGUGCAGGAUUUGGACCUGGCGGAGCAGGAACUGGACCUGGCGGUGCAGGAUUUGGACCUGGCGGAGCAGGAUUUGGACCUGGAGGAGCAGGAACUGGACCCGGCGGUGCAGGAUUUGGACCUGGAGGAGCAGGAACUGGACCUGGCGGUGCAGGAUUUGGACCUGGAGGAGCAGGAACUGGACCCGGCGGUGCAGGAUUUGGACCUGGCGGAGCAGGAACUGGACCCGGUGGUGCAGGAUUUGGACCUGGCGGAGCAGGAACUGGACCCGGCGGUGCAGGAUUUGGACCUGGCGGAGCAGGAACUGGUCCCGGUGGAGCAGGAUUCGGGCCUGGUGGAGCAGGAAUUGGACCUGGCGGUGCAGGAGUUGGUCCCGGUGGUGCUGUUGUGCCUGGAGGAGCUCCAUUCCUGCCACAGACCGGUGCUGCUGGGGUCGGACCUGGAGGCAAGAAUAAAGCAGCAAAACAAGUUCCAGGCAUUGGGGUACCUGGGCUCUAUCAAGGUGGAUUUGUACCAGGACAAGGCUUUGGAGGCCGUGGUGUUCUCCCUGGUGUGGCCACAGGAUCUGGACUUGGAACACAGGCUGGGGCUGGAGUCCUGGGUCAGGGGGGCGUUGGGCAAGGAGGGGCAGGCGGUCGUGGACAACCGCUCCCUGGGGUUUUUCGUGGUUAUCCUCUCAUAACACCGAAGUCAGGGUCAGGAAAGUCUAAGAAUCCAGCCAAAGCUGCUGCUAAAUACGCUGGAGGAGGUGCACUUGGCCAAGGAGGUGCAUUAGGUGGAGGAGGUGGAGUUGGACCAGGCGGUG
This is a messenger RNA of Salarias fasciatus (jewelled blenny), 1514 nucleotides long. Its product is annotated as involucrin-like. The coding region runs from base 33 to 1391 and encodes 452 amino acids. The transcript has 14 exons. The record is from RefSeq and is a predicted model, not a curated record. Lineage: Eukaryota; Metazoa; Chordata; Actinopteri; Blenniiformes; Blenniidae.